GCGUAAACCGCAGGGGGCUGGAAAACGCACCUGUUUUAAUUAGCACGUGUAUGUAUGCCUGGUAAAUUGACGGUGGAUCGGAUCGGUUCAGAGAGCGUCGAGAUGACUAACCCGAGCACCUACGCCGUUGAGUCUGAGAAUGUUGAGGGCCAAGAGAAGAAAGCUGUGGUGAAGAGAGAUGGAGUCGUGUCAGCCAUCUUCUGUCGAGUUGCACGGUUUUGGCCAGUCAGGUUUACUAUGCGAGCUCUUCAUGGCUUGUGGUGGCUAUUUGGGUUCUCCGCACCAGUGAAGGCCAUAUCUCCAGCUCGGGAGGGAAAAAGUGGCUCCCCGAAAGAAAGGCAGUGCAGAACGGUCCGGAAGCGUCUCCACAGGGUCACGCGGCUGCUGUUGGCCGUCCUUCCCCGGCGCAUCCAGAGCGCUCUGGGUUAUCCAGUCUGUACCAGCAUUGGCUGUGCUGUGUCCCCUGAGGUGCGUUGUUCCCCUACCAAGCCUUGUGGCAAAGGCAGCAAGAGAAAACAGGAUGACCUGGAUGAGGAGGAGGAUGUAGAGCAGCAGUCCUGGGUGGAGGCGCUCAAUCAGGAGCUGGCUGAGGAAGACCACGCCGUUGAUCCGGACUAUGAGCCCAGCGCAGUUGAGACGGACAGUGAGGAAUACCGGUCACACAAUGACACUGAAAGUGACUUGGAAGUAGAAAAGGGUGUCGUGGUGAUCAAAGAUUUGGAGACGGUAGUUCCUCCUGAGGCCUAAUGAUGGCAGUGUGUGCUAAUACUAGUAUGCAAAUCAAGAAUAAUGUUGUAGAAUGUGUUCCUGUUAUGUAUGUUCUCUGGCUUUUUUUUUUUUUUUUUUUUUUUUUUUUUUUUCCUGACAGGCUCCCUUGAUUGCUUCCCAAAUUGCUGCUUGUUGUCAGUUAAUUUUGUGUGUUUUUCAGUGUUAAACGGCCAAAUAAAAAGAUUUGUAGUA
Molecule: messenger RNA, 960 nt
Organism: Puntigrus tetrazona (Sumatra barb)
Lineage: Eukaryota; Metazoa; Chordata; Actinopteri; Cypriniformes; Cyprinidae
Gene: org
Product: oogenesis-related gene
Exons: 6
Coding region: 55-747 (230 amino acids)
Source: RefSeq, a predicted model, not a curated record